CGCGACCUAUAGGGUUUCUCAAUCAGGUUGCCAUGGCGAUAGACAGCGGAACCAAGGAGCAGCCGCACAAGGAGCACAGGUCCCGGCAGUCGGGCGCCAAGGCCGACAAGAAGAAGAAGCCAGACGCCUCGCAAAACGGCAAGAAGCCAAACCCAAAGGCUUUCGCUUGCCAAUCAGCCGGGAAAGCCAAGCGUCUUCAGUCUCGCACCGUCGAGAAGCAGCAGCGCCGCCUUCACGUCCCCACCAUCGACCGUUCGUACGGCGAGCCGGCUCCGUAUGUCGUUCUGGUUCAUGGACCUCCGAAGGUUGGGAAGUCUUUGUUGAUUAAGUCGCUUGUGAAGCAUUAUACCAAGCAUAAUUUACCGGAUGUUCGAGGCCCGAUUACCAUUGUUUCAGGGAAGCAAAGGCGGGUACAGUUCGUGGAGUGCCCUAAUGAUAUCAAUGGUAUGAUUGAUGCCGCAAAGUUUGCUGAUUUGGCACUACUACUUAUAGACGGAAGCUACGGUUUUGAAAUGGAAACAUUUGAAUUCCUGAAUAUAUUACAAGUUCAUGGUUUCCCAAAGGUUAUGGGAGUUCUUACACACCUCGACAAGUUUAAAGAUGUAAAGAAAUUAAGGAAAACAAAGCAGCACCUCAAACAUCGUUUCUGGACUGAAAUAUAUGAUGGAGCUAAAUUGUUUUAUUUAUCUGGUCUCAUUCAUGGAAAGUAUGUCAAGCGUGAAGUUCACAACCUGGCGCGUUUCAUAUCCGUUAUGAAGUUUCAUCCUUUAUCUUGGAGAACUGCUCAUCCUUAUGUUUUGGUAGAUCGUUUUGAAGAUGUCACUCCACCUGAAAAAGUGCGUUUGAAUAAUAAAUGCGAUAGAAAUGUCACAUUGUAUGGGUAUUUGCGGGGAUGUAACAUGAGAAAAGGAACAAAGAUUCAUAUUGCAGGUGUUGGGGAUUACAGUUUAGCUGGCAUGACAGGAUUAGCUGAUCCUUGUCCUUUGCCCUCAGCUGCCAAAAAGAAGGGACUGCGUGAUAAGGAAAAACUGUUUUAUGCACCUAUGUCUGGACUUGGGGAUCUCCUGUAUGAUAAAGAUGCUGUCUAUAUAAACAUAAAUGACCACUUUAUCCAGUUUUCAAACCUUGAUGAAAAAGGCGAAGCAACAAAACAAGGAAACCCCCAAGAUGUGGGUGUGGCUUUGGUAAAAUCUCUUCAGAACACAAAAUAUUCGGUUGAUGAAAAGUUAGAGGAGAGCUUCAUUAAUCUAUUUAGCCGGAAGCCCAAUUUAUUAUUGAGUGCUCAUAGUGAUGGAAUAGAUAUUGAUGAAUCACGAGAACAGAAUCUUAUGAUAGAGCCUGUAGAGGAAUAUCAGUCUGGGGAAGCUGUCAAAGGUGAUGGUUCUGCUGAAGAAAGCGAUGCGGAGGAUUCUGAUGGUUCAGAAUCAGAAUCUUUAUAUAAGAAUGAAGCAGCUCCUAAAGAUGCAUCAGAUGCUACUCUUAAAGAUCGCUUGAAAGAACAUGUUGAGAUUCAUGAUGGAAGGUCAAGGCGAAAAGUUAUCUUUAGAAAUGACCUUGAUCAUAACAAUAUGGAGGAUUCAGCUGAAGAGGCUGAAGAAGAAGGUGACGAUGAUGACGACGACAACGAUGACAACAAUAAUGAUGUUGAUAAUCAGGGAUCUUCUGGUUCAGAGUCUUCAGCAGAAGAUGAAGAUGUCCAUGAAACAGAUGAUGAAACCGGGAACAUUGCAAAGUGGAAAGAAUCUUUGGUAGAAAGGGCUUUUUCAAGGCAAACUAUUAACCUUAUGCAACUUGUAUAUGGGAAAUCAACAUCACUGCCAACAACUUCUAGCAAUGAAGAUCAUGAUAGCAGUAGUGCAGAUGAUGAAAGUGAUGAAGAUGAUGACUUUUUUGUGCCAAAAGGCGAAGGAAACAAGAAACAUAGAGGAAUAGAAAGUGGAAACUGGGAUGUUGAGGACUGUUCCAAAUUCACAAAUUAUUCGAAUCUCAAAGACUGGAAAGAGGAAAAGCUUAGAGAGGGUAUUUGUGAUCGUUUUGUCACUGGUGAUUGGUCGAAAGCUUCUCAAAGAAAUCAACCCACAGAAGCUAAAGUUGAAGAUGAUGAUGAUCUUUAUGGUGACUUUGAAGAUUUAGAAACAGGUGAGAAGCAUGGCGGGAAUAAUUCAGAUGACGCAAGCAAUGGUGCAGACCACAAGGAAGAUUCGACCAAAGAGGAGAGAAGGCUGAAAAAGCUAGCUCUUCGUGCAAAGUUUGAUGCUCAGUUUGAUGGAGCUGAGGCAUCUGAAGAGGAGCUUGAUAAUAAACCUGAAGGCAAGUUUGGUCGAGACCAACCCAAAGAAAGUGACUACUUUGACAAGUUGAAGGAUGAGAUUGAACUUCGGAAGCAAAUGAAUAUUGCUGAACUCAAUGAAUUGGAUGAGGCCACCCAAUUAGAAGUAGAGGGUUUUCGGACAGGGACAUACCUACGGUUGGAGGUUCAUGAUGUCCCUUAUGAGAUGGUUGAAUAUUUUGAUCCCUGUCAUCCUAUUUUGGUUGGAGGAAUUGGUCUUGGUGAAGAAAAUGUCGGACACAUGCAGGUCAGGUUAAAGCGGCAUAGGUGGCACAAGAAAGUACUUAAGAAUAACGAUCCCCUUAUUGUUUCUAUUGGGUGGAGGAGAUACCAAACAAUACCAGUUUAUGCUAUUGAGGAUCGCAAUGGAAGGCAUCGCAUGCUUAAGUACACUCCUGAACACAUGCAUUGCCUUGCAAUGUUUUGGGGCCCUCUUGCCCCUCCUAAUACUGGUGUGGUUGCUUUCCAGAAUUUAUCAAACAAUCAGGCACAAUUUAGGAUCACGGCAACUGCAGUUGUGCUUGAGUUCAACCAUGCAUCACGAAUAGUGAAGAAACUCAAACUAGUUGGUCACCCCUGCAAGAUUUUCAAGAACACUGCCCUUGUAAAGGAUAUGUUCACCUCGGAUCUUGAAAUAGCUCGAUUUGAAGGUGCUGCUGUUCGAACUGUCAGUGGAAUCCGGGGGCAGGUCAAAAAGGCUGCGAAAGAAGAAAUUGGUAACCAACCAAAAAAGAUGGGUGGACAACCAAAAGAAGGGAUUGCUAGGUGCACCUUUGAGGACAAAAUUAAGAUGAGUGACAUUGUUUUUUUGCGUGCUUGGACUCGAGUUGAAGUUCCUCGAUUUUACAACCCAUUGACGACGUCCCUGCAACCUCAUGACAAGACCUGGCAAGGGAUGAAAACUACUACUGAAUUGAGGAGAGAACAUAAUAUUCCUAUUCCUGUCAAUAAGGAUUCACUUUACAAGAAAAUUGAAAGGAAGUUGAAGAAGUUCAAUCCGUUGGUGAUUCCCAAGUCACUGCAAGCUGUGCUGCCAUUCGGAACAAAGCCUAAGGAUAUUCCCAGUAGGAAAAGGCCACUUCUUGAAAACAGAAGAGCUGUUGUCAUGGAGCCUCAUGAACGUAAAGUUCAUACUCUUGUUCAGCAUCUCGGAUUAAUACGAAACGAGAAGACGAAGAAGCGCAAGCUAAAAGAUGAUAAAAAGAGGAAAGAAAUUGAAGUCCAGAAAGUCAAAGAAGAACAAGUGUCUAAAAAGCGCCAGAGGGAAGAACGACGGGAGAGAUACCGGGCACAAGAUAAAAUGAAGAAGAAAAUUAGGAGAAGCGCAGAGGACUGAUGGAUGCACAAAUGUUUGAACAUACUACUCUGUUGCUUGGGGAAACUGGGUCGGUGAGCUGACUGAAAAGAAAGAUAAAGUGGUACGCGGAUCACGUCUACAAAUACAGUGAGACUAGGGAUAUCUUUUGCAAUUCGCUGCAUUCGAGUAUUUGAUAGUCUCAGAAACACGACCCAGAUCGGGGGUUCGGACAGUCCCCUUGGAAAGAUAAAACGACGUGUGAGAAUUUUUGAUGUGCAUUUUUGUGCCUUGAAUGUGUUUGUUCUUGGCUUCCUGAAUUAAGUUUUAGGAAGCGAUACAGAUGUGAGUGAUUUGUGAGUAAUGAGACUUGAAUUCGGGUACAAUGUUUUUGUCAAAUGCAGGAUCAAGUUGGAUUGAAAAUUUUGAUUUUAAUUUCAAUCCGCUUUCAAUUAUAAAAAUUUUGAGUUUUGGAGCA
Molecule: messenger RNA, 4101 nt
Organism: Pyrus x bretschneideri (Chinese white pear)
Lineage: Eukaryota; Viridiplantae; Streptophyta; Magnoliopsida; Rosales; Rosaceae
Product: ribosome biogenesis protein bms1-like
Exons: 17
Coding region: 33-3665 (1210 amino acids)
Biological process (GO): maturation of SSU-rRNA from tricistronic rRNA transcript (SSU-rRNA, 5.8S rRNA, LSU-rRNA); endonucleolytic cleavage of tricistronic rRNA transcript (SSU-rRNA, 5.8S rRNA, LSU-rRNA); ribosome biogenesis
Cellular component (GO): nucleus; 90S preribosome
Molecular function (GO): GTP binding; GTPase activity; U3 snoRNA binding
Source: RefSeq, a predicted model, not a curated record